AUGCCAGGAGAGGCAGAGGUUCUGUGCAGUCUUUCGUGUUCCCAGAGUGGCUCUUGCCUCUUGGAUUCGUUCUUGGAGGACAGGCGCUGUCCGUAUGCACACAACGAAGAGGAGCUCCGUUCCACAGGCCUCUUCUACAAAAAGUCGCUUUGCAUUUGGCAUCAGAAGGGAAAGUGCCGAAACGGAGAGAUGUGCCGCUUCGCUCACGGCUCGGCGGAGCAGAGGAUGCACAACCACUUGCGGGGCAAGAAGUCGGCCUCUUCUGCCGAAGGCGCAUGGGCUGUGGGUCUGACCUCGCAUACGAGGAGCUCGUCUUCCAGCUCUUCUCAGGUCCCCUGCCAAAGCAGAAGCACGGCUCCGAGCACCGGGUCCAAUUACGACCAGCUGGGCAAGGCGUCUGAUGGCACAGUACUCCAAUCUUACGCCGCUCAGCUUCUCGCAGCACAUGAUUGGCCGCAGGCAGCUCCUGCACAGCAGCCCCCGCAUCAGAGACAGGUGGUGCUCCAGGCAUCACCGCUUGCAGGCGCCCUCGAGGUGCAGCAGCAACAACAGCAGCAACAGCAGCAGCUCCAGCUGAAGCUGCUGCAGCUUCAGCAGCUCAAAGCAUUGGUGGAGUCGCACCUGCCAUCUGCAGGCUUGCAGAUGCCACAGAUGACACAGGCAAGCCUCCAGGAAGCAAACCUCCAGGCCGACAUGGCAUCCUUGACGAGAAGUGUGACAUCGCUCUCCGAGCAGUUGUCACGGAUAGAAGACCAGAUGCACCCGCUCGGCCGGCUCGUUUGCGGGUCUCAGUAG
Messenger RNA from Symbiodinium sp. CCMP2592, 795 nucleotides. The record is from the annotation of a GenBank genome assembly. NCBI's taxonomy places the organism in Eukaryota, Dinophyceae, Suessiales, Symbiodiniaceae.